CCAGGAUAGAGCUACGGCCCGAAACACGGUCCGCGACCUCACCGCCCCGUUCCUGUCGCCGACCGCCGUCCCUGAAUCCUGAUCCUGAUGCCACCGAACCGCAAGAGGCGAGCACCAGCCAUGGAACCCGCGGCAGGAGGCGCCGGCCAGCAGCGCCAGAACAAAGCUUCGGCGGGCAAGAAGGCCAAGAAAAGCGCCUCCGGCGGCGGCGGCGGCGGCGGCGGGAGAUGGCCGGCGGUGAAGCCCAAGAAGGAUCUCCAGAUCAAUCGCCUCAAGGGCACCCACCUCCUCACCGUUCCUGACUUCUUCACUUCUGCGGAGGCGAAGGCUUUCAUCAACAUUGCUGAGUCUAUGGGCUUCACGCACCAGGGCAGUUUGGGGCCGCUAAAGGGGGAGGCUUAUAGAGACAAUGACCGAAUAUCUGUGACAGAUCCCUUGCUCGCUCAAUCCAUCUGGGAAUCAGGGGUAAACAGAAUUUUUACGGACAUCAACGUCUCUGGCAAAGUAGCAACGGGAUUGAAUCCAAAUAUCAGGUUCUACAGGUACACUGAAGGUCAGCGCUUUGGUAGGCAUAUAGAUGAAAGUGUCGACCUUGGGGAUGGUUCUAGAACAUAUUAUACACUGUUAAUAUACCUUUCUGGCAAAGGAAGUGCAAAGGGUUCAUCUGUACAAGCUCUUGUUGGAGGGGAGACUGUCUUUUAUGACCAGCGAGGGGGAGUUGUUGCUGAGGUCGCACCAGUGCAAGGAAUGGCUCUACUCCACCUACACGGCGCUAAAUGUAUGCUGCAUGAGGCCCGCGUUGUGAAAAAGAAUGCCAAGUAUGUACUCCGUUCAGAUGUUGUAUUUUCUUAGCUGAAGAAGUACUUCGAGCUUAGUUUCAGAUCAAUCAGCUCUUUAGGGCACAAUGGAUCUGGGAUCAACGGCCGAUUUUCCCAUUUUGCAAUUUGUUAUACAAGAGCCCUGUAACCGUUGCAAUGUUGGAAGUUAUCGUUUGACAUCA
This is a messenger RNA of Phragmites australis (common reed), 1000 nucleotides long. RefSeq lists its product as uncharacterized. Gene Ontology annotation, cellular component: endoplasmic reticulum. The transcript is spliced from 4 exons. Gene Ontology annotation, molecular function: iron ion binding; L-ascorbic acid binding; procollagen-proline 4-dioxygenase activity. The record is from RefSeq and is a predicted model, not a curated record. Gene Ontology annotation, biological process: peptidyl-proline hydroxylation to 4-hydroxy-L-proline. Bases 88 to 852 code for a protein of 254 amino acids. NCBI's taxonomy places the organism in Eukaryota, Viridiplantae, Streptophyta, Magnoliopsida, Poales, Poaceae.